Candidozyma pseudohaemuli is the source of this 1701-nucleotide messenger RNA. RefSeq lists its product as uncharacterized. The record is from RefSeq and is a predicted model, not a curated record. Bases 1 to 1701 code for a protein of 566 amino acids. Gene Ontology annotation, molecular function: transmembrane transporter activity. Lineage: Eukaryota; Fungi; Ascomycota; Pichiomycetes; Serinales; Metschnikowiaceae. The transcript has a single exon. Gene Ontology annotation, cellular component: membrane. Gene Ontology annotation, biological process: transmembrane transport.
AUGCUCCAUCCUGUGCUUUCUGGCGAGGAGAUACUUGAGGCUGUCACUUCGGACAAGCGAUAUUUCAACAACACACACAAUGUCGAGCUGCCUCUUCCAGACGCCCUCAACGCAACUUCAGAUAAUGAUCUUCUUGCCCAAAUCGGCUAUAAGCCCGAGCUUAAACGUCGAUUCAACACCAUUCAGGUAUUCGGAGUUGCCUACUCCAUUAUGGGUGUUUUGCCCUCUGUGGCAUCGAUCUUGAAUCAUGGUCUCUUGGCAGGCCCAGCAGGAGCGAUCUGGGGCUGGCUCAUCUCGUCUGCGUUGACUUUUACUAUCGGUUUGGCUAUGAGUGAGAAUGCCUCGUUCCAACCCACUUCUGGUGGCCUUUACUACUGGACAAACUAUUACGCCCCAGCUAGAUUCAAAACUGUGAUUUCAUACGUUGUGGGUAACACAAACUCCAUUGCAUUGGUCGGAGCUCUUUGCUCUGUGGAUUACGGAUUUGCCCAGGAGCUCUUGUCUAUUGUGGUUAUCGCUACUGACGGCGAUUUCGAAGUCACACCAGCCAAGACCUAUGGUGUCUUCGCUGCUUGUGUAGUGGCACAUAUAGCCUUGACAUGUCUUUCAUCCAAAAACUGUGCUACUUUACAAACCACCUCCACCAUCUGGAAUACUGGUUUGGUAAUCUUGUUCAUAAUUGCUAUGCCUAUCGCCGCAUCUCGGGGUGAAUUUCAGAAGGCUAGUUGGGUAUUUGGGGAGUUUGAUAACCUUACAAAUUACCCCAUGGGUUGGAACCAGCUCUCUCAAGCUUGGUUGCCUGCAAUCUGGGCUAUUGGUUCAUUCGACUCUUGCGUCCAUAUGUCAGAAGAAUGUACCAAUGCUACCAAAACCGUCCCAAUAGGUAUUUUGGGCGCCAUCGGCACCUGCGGCAUCCUAGGCUUUGUCUUGUUGAUUGUCACUUGCUUUUGCAUCCAGAACCCUGAUAUCGAGAACCACAUCUUGGGAAGCAAAUUCGGCCAGCCCAUGGCUCAGAUCAUCUACGACGCAUUCGAGACUGUUCCUGGUCAAGGAAAAGGCAUGGCUAUUGCAAUGAUGGCUCUUAUUGCCAUUGGCCAGUUUCUCAUGGGUGGUUCUAUUUUGACUGCCAUGUCCAGACAGAUUUUCGCUUUUGCCAGAGACAACGGUCUUCCAAUGUCGUGGUGGAUUAAGAAGGUCAACCAGAAAUUGUCGGUUCCCAUUCACGCUGUCUUCACUGGAGGUGCUGCUGCUAUAGUGGUUGGCCUUCUCUGUAUCAUCGGUGACGCUGCCUCCUCGGCUUUGUUCACUUUGUACGUUGCUGGCAAUUACUUUGCCUGGGGCAUGCCUACCUUUUUACGUCUUCUAUCGAUGAAGGAGAAGUUCAGACCUGGUCCCUUCUUCUUGGGUGAGUUCUGGAGCAGAGUCAAUGGAUGGGUAUCCACCUGUUUUAUCACUUUCACUAUCGUCAUGGUCAUGUUCCCAACAAAUCUCAACCCAACCAAGGACACAAUGAACUAUACCUGUGUGAUCACACCAGGAGUGUGGAUCUUGUCCUUGAUCUACUACAAGGUCUAUGCACAUAAGGUGUACCAUGGACCUGCGAAGACUGUGGCUGUUCCAGGAGAAGGAAGCAGUGACGAAAGUGAAGUGGAGCGUGUUCGUCAAGAAGUAGAGGGUAAAGGAUCUGUGAGGUCAUACUAA